Messenger RNA from Doryrhamphus excisus (bluestripe pipefish), 3492 nucleotides. The record is from RefSeq and is a predicted model, not a curated record. NCBI's taxonomy places the organism in Eukaryota, Metazoa, Chordata, Actinopteri, Syngnathiformes, Syngnathidae.
AUGUCUCCUGUAGGGGUCGGUGGUGAGAGCGGUGAUGUACAGUGGUGCUUUUCGCAAGUCAAAGGAGCGAUAGAUGACGACGUCGCCGAAGCUGAUAUCAUAUCGACUGUUGAGUUCAACCACUCUGGGGAGCUGCUAGCCACUGGAGACAAAGGAGGUCGUGUUGUCAUCUUUCAACAGGAGCCAGAGAGUAAGAAUCAGCCGCAGUGCCGUGGAGAAUACAACGUUUACAGCACCUUUCAGAGCCAUGAGCCCGAGUUUGACUACCUGAAGAGUCUUGAGAUUGAGGAGAAGAUCAACAAGAUUCGAUGGUUGCCCCAGAAAAAUGCUGCUCACUUCCUGUUAUCAACAAAUGAUAAAACCAUCAAGCUGUGGAAAAUUAGUGAGCGAGACAAAAGACCCGAAGGUUACAAUUUGAAGGAAGAUGAUGGUCGUUACAGAGAUCCAAAUACAGUUACAACGCUACGGGUGCCAGUAUUCAUGCCCAUGGACCUGAUGGUAGAGGCCAGCCCCCGGAGAGUGUUUGCCAACGCUCACACCUACCACAUCAACUCCAUAUCCGUCAACAGUGAUUGUGAAACCUACUUGUCCUCAGACGACCUUCGCAUCAACCUGUGGCACUUGGAGAUCACCGAUCGCAGCUUUAAUAUUGUUGACAUUAAGCCAGCUAACAUGGAGGAAUUGACCGAAGUGAUCACAGCAGCAGAGUUUCAUCCAAACCAGUGCAACACAUUUGUGUACAGCAGUAGUAAAGGAACCAUCCGAUUGUGUGACAUGAGGGCAUCAGCACUGUGCGACCACCAUGCCAAAUUAUUUGAAGAGCCAGAGGAUCCAAACAAUCGUUCCUUUUUCUCGGAAAUCACUUCUUCCAUCUCUGAUGUGAAGUUCAGCCACAGUGGGCGAUACAUGAUGACCCGCGACUACCUGUCUGUUAAAAUCUGGGACCUCAAUAUGGAGACUCGUCCAGUGGAAACCUAUCAGGUGCAUGAAUAUCUCAGGAGCAAGUUGUGUUCUCUCUAUGAGAACGAUUGCAUCUUUGACAAAUUUGAGUGCUGUUGGAAUGGGAACGACAGCGUUGUCAUGACGGGUUCCUACAACAACUUCUUCAGGAUGUUUGACCGAGGCUACAGGCAGGAUGUGACCCUGGAAGCGUCACGGGAGAACAGCAAACCGCAGUCCAUACUUAAACCUCGCAAAGUAAGCUCGGGUGGGAAGCGCAAACAGGAUGAGAUUAGUGUAGAUAGUCUGGACUUUAACAAGAAGAUCCUCCACACUGCCUGGCAUCCCAUGGACAACAUCAUUGCUGUUGCCACCACCAAUAAUCUGUACAUAUUCCAGGACAAACUCGACUAGCAUUUCAUAAACAUUUCUGCCCCAGUUACACAGAAAAAACAAAAUGUGUCGAAAUGCUCAAUUGUGUCUUAGACCUUGAGUGUGAUUAUCACAUUAGCACAUUUUCAAUGGUUAAUACAAGAACCUACAGGCUUUGUAUGUCUUGUUGCAGACUUUGGGAUUCAGGGGCUUACAUGGGUUUCCCUGUAACAGAAGCACUUGUUCCUCCAGUUACUUGUUGCAACUCCACUACAUCCCAGACCAAAGGGAAGAUGUGUUUAAAAACAUUUUUUAUGUAUUCUUUGGUGCCAUUGUGACAUUACUUUUUUUUGGUAGCUACAGAUGGUUUAUACAUUUGUGUAGCUGUCAUGUUUUAUUAGUUUUAAUAGGAAAUAUUUUCAAUUGUUAAGACAUCUUCUUUGCACUGGCAUUACUGAUCCAGCACUACUGAUCCAAGUGGUUAACUCUUAUUUGCCCUGAAGUUUUGUUCUUGGCAAAUUUUUCUGGCAAAUUCACAAUGCACUCCUCCCAUAAUGAAUUAUGUUCUUAAAGGGCCAUUCUAGCAUUUAGCCUGUUAACCUCAUUCCCAAAGGUGUACCGUUAUUACCAACCCUAUUCUGCUGCAUACUAAUAUGCACUUGCUUAAAUUGUUACCCGAGGGCUGACAGAGGUUUACAUUGAUUUUUAUCUGUCAGGUAGCUAGUAGACACUCAAAUUACUUCUAGUACAUACAUUUUUGAGUCACUGACAGUAAUUUCAUUCUUUACUUGGUCAAUUUGAUGUAAUAGCUUAUAUGUUUGAGGAGUUUAUUUCAUCAUGAUGUGUUUUCAUGAGACAAAAAAGUGCAUGUUGUUUAAAACAUUUCCCCUCAGCUGCAUUGCCAAAAAUCAUUGAGACAGUUAUCAGUGUAUAUAGAAAUGGCUGUAUUUUGGAAAAUGGUGAGAAAAUAGUCUGGGUGCUAUUCUGUUGAACAACAAUAAAAAUAAUUGUUUGACAGGACUGCAUAUACAAGUGCCGGAGGCUAUUGUGGUUAUGGGAAUGAGUAAUGCCAAAGUAACCAGUACCUUACCCUUGUAAAUUAUAAUCCAUGGAUUUAGUCCCCUGGUCAGACUGCAUGAAUGCAUGGACCACCAUUAACUACUCAGGAAAAAAGCCUGGUGUUCUGAACAUGAAGGGGUAAAAUGUGGCCUAAAUCUCUCCUGUUGUGGGAUGUCAAAGUUGUGCGUUGCUGCCGCCAUCUUCCACGUUUUGUUGCAGACUGAUGGCUUUACCCUUUGGAUCUACUUUCUUUUUCUGUUUUUAAAGAUGUCUUCUACUGUACCUCUAAAAGAGAUCAAUAGCCACUAGCUGAUUUAUUUUUGUAUAAGUUAUGGCAAUAGUUACAGUCUGAUCACUGAUGUUUAUUGAGCUGUCUGGAUGAUUGUAGAUGGAAGUUGAUCUGAAGCAUGUCAUUUCUGAUUUGGGAUGUCCAAAGAAGAAUAUUUUCAACAUUUAGCCGACUGUGACUUUUUCUGUCAAUGCAUUCAAAGCACUCACAGACUACCACUUACUGUACAUUCUCUCUGAAAAUUAUUUCAAGGGUGAAUUUGUGAAGCACUCUGAGAAACCACUUAUUAUUCCUGUCUGCUAUGUUAUUCCUCUCUCAUAACGCCAAUUUUCUCCAGCAAAUGGGCAGAAUGUCUCCACUUUUUUCUUUUCUUCUCUUCCUACUACUGUUUUAGGGCCGAUCAAGCCAUUCAUUGUAUUAGGAUUCUGAAUCCCAGAAAAUGUUUCAUCAGUUCGACUUAUAAUGACUGUCAUUCCAACAGAAUAGGGUGGUGCUGAUGCUUUCUCAGGAUUUUGAAUGUCCUCCAGUAAUGUGUCAUGUUCACAAUGGAUUUUUUGGUUUGUAUGAUUUGCAACCUCCCAGGGAAAUUCAGCAGUAUCACAGUUGGACAGCAUCAAACAGUUUGUCCUUGUGUCAUUAAACAGCACAACCCAGUUACAGCCAUAUCCCACCUCUGCUGAUUUCUGUGUAAAAAGCAAAGGUGGCUUAAUACCGCCUCUUCUGUUUGUCCACAGACACGAAUGGUCUCAAAGAUAUUACUUUUGAAGAAAAUGUCCUGAAAGGGGGAUUAUUAAAAUAUGUAUCAUUUAGUCACUGUUGUGACUUAUAACAGU